GGGUGACCAAUUUUGAGAUGCAAACAUCUUGUUUCCAAAUGCCCUUUAUUUCAGCUUCUCCGGCGACUCAUCUGACCGCUGCUUGCACAUGGGCUCCUCCACAAUCCACGGUUCGGCUGUGAUAUUCAAGGUACACCGCCUCAAGUUUCAAGCCUGCUACAUAUUUCAAACGCGGCCCACGACGAAUACCCCCUUCGAGCUCUCAAGCACCAAUGUCUGCCUCGACCUCAAAGAUUCCCAAGAAGCGUCGCGACCUACUUGAAUCAGGUCUUGCAUGUCUGGUGUGUCGCUACAGGAAAAUUAAGUGCGACGGCAUAAGGCCGACGUGUGGACGGUGUCUUAGGCACAGGAAGUUAUGCGGGUAUGCAGAGGAAACUCCUAGGGCCAGGGUUAAAAGGCUAGAAGAGACGAUACAGAGCUUGGAGAGCGAGAUAGCCGCACUCAGAUCUAACUCGAGUCUGCCUAUUCACAGCGCGGGAGGCACUGAAAGCCAUUUAAGCUCGCGGAUUUCUUGGCUGGCCACCUUGCCUCUGCUUGAGAGGAUGCAGCAGCUCCAUACCCCCAAGGGACUCCAUGUCCCCGAAACCAUACCCAUAUUUCCUGUAUCAACUCUCUCUUCCAACAUUCCCUUCGCGUCUGCAGAAGAGCAAUCAUUUUCUCAUCCGGGAGAGGCUUACCCAAGAGUUAUUACUCGCGUGGCGGUAGAAAGCGCUCUGGUGAAUUGGGACAUUCAGACAGAAAUGCCAUGCCGACUCCAAGAUUAUCUUCUUCGUAUCUUUUUGGCCCACCGUUUUCAAUUCCAUUCUGGACCGCUUGUUGCAAGGCUGCUCGAAGGCGUACCUUCGUCUCCUACCUAUGGCAGGACCCUUCACCCCUCCCUUGUGAAUUCGGUAUGCCUUCUUGCUUGUCAUAUUUCUGGGGGCUCCAUGUCUUCCCACGAGCCUUUCUUCGUAGCUCGGACGCACUCAGAGCUGGAGGCGUCACUGGCUUUCGCCGAUCGUCUUAUGGACCUUCUUCUCGCUUCGACUCUGCUUGGAGUUUACUUCACUCGCACUCGUCGAUAUCCCGAAGCUUACACAACCUUAUCUGGUGCCAUUCGAUUCACUAUCGCUUGCGGGCUGCAACCAUUGACUGUGGCUCAGCGUCAAAGUGGUAGUGCGGCUUUGCUACCUCCGAGAAAUGAUCUCGAGAUGAUUGAACAGAGGCACGCCUGGUUUGCGCUGAACGUGGCGGACCGCAUACUUACAAGAGAAUCGGGAUUGCCCAGCUCUUUACCUGAGGGUGCGUUUGCUGAAAUCCAUAGUUCUGCAUGUGACAUCAACUUUCAAGCUUUCCCCGUUAAUACAUUGCAAGCCUCUGACUCUGAUUGGUUUCAUCACUGGGCCUCGCCUAGCGUCCUUCUUAAUCCUGGCGUAUUCGACGUCAGUAGGGGAAUAGAUCAUGUUUGUCUCAGAGCCAGGAUGGAAUUGCUUUUUGAGGGCAUACGACUCUUCCGUGCGCACAACAGGGAAGACGCUGAAACUAACCCGGUGCGAAGGUCAAGCAUUCCAUUCUGGCAAACAUUCAACUUUCUGGAGGCAUCUCUCUUUGAAUAUCAGAAAACGGUGCUAUCAUUAAACAGAAACUUUGGCCUCGUAAAUGGGGAGUAUAGUGAACUUGGAUUUGGGUGUUCAAUUCCCCAAAGCGGAGACCCCAACGGGGGGGCGGUUUUUGCCGGCAGACCCAACCCAGCCCUUUUUUCAGCCAAAGUGAUGAUGUAUUCCGCGAUGAUCAGCUUGCAAAAUGUUCUGCUCGAAUCCUCUUAUGUUUCAGACAUAUCUGGAGAGGGAAUGAUCCCUGAGGCACGCCGAAAAGCUGUGCAGGCGGCGAACGGGAUGGCGGUGUUGCUCAAGCUUGUAAUAUUUCCAUCCGCGAGCGUGACAGACCAGAGCCGAACGGAGGCCGUCUACUCCCCUAUGUCAACCAUUUACAGGGACGUUUCACUCUUGGUGGGUAUUCUACAGAGUCUAAGCUUCUUAUUAUCUUUACGUCGAGUUUUCCAGCCCCAUGUGUGGGACGCCUCUAUCGUGAUGGCGCGCGAGAUCCGAACAUCCCAUAUUUCGCCCGCCAACGAAGCCGAGAUUGACAGGCUGAUAGGGAACCUCGACAUUUUCCAGACUCUGGUGACUGUGUUGCGGGAUUUAGGGGGAUCCAACCCAAUGGACAACGAGGUACAACGGCUCAUUGGUGAUUGUGUUCGUGCAUUUCUGGAUUUUUCGCCACCCGUCAGCACGGGAGUGGGGCAGUAUAGUGACAAGAUUCCAGCCCAUAUGAUGUGUAGAGAUAGUGGACCCUAUAGCUUCAAUUGACUACUAGGUCUCUUCAGUGGAGCUGAGAAAAGAUGGUCGUGACCGUGGAGCCGUGAAAUUGUCGCCUGGGUGAUACAAAGGACAGGUGUUGCAACCGGAACUGGUCAGCACAAUCUCGCCUCCAUUCAUCGUAAUGGACACCAGCAGAUCAAGGUGGGGCCGGAGAACAGUGGUCAGCAUGCUGAAGCGCAAGGUAGACGUAUUUGCUGAGGGGUCAAACGGCAAGUUGAAGUGAGAAAGGAGAUGAUGGAAAGCAGCUGAUAGCAAGGAGACCAAGA
This is a messenger RNA of Cantharellus anzutake, 2626 nucleotides long. RefSeq lists its product as uncharacterized. Lineage: Eukaryota; Fungi; Basidiomycota; Agaricomycetes; Cantharellales; Hydnaceae. The coding region runs from base 213 to 2348 and encodes 711 amino acids. Gene Ontology annotation, biological process: regulation of DNA-templated transcription. The transcript is spliced from 6 exons. The record is from RefSeq and is a predicted model, not a curated record. Gene Ontology annotation, molecular function: zinc ion binding; DNA-binding transcription factor activity, RNA polymerase II-specific. Gene Ontology annotation, cellular component: nucleus.